CUAAAAAUGUCUACAAAACCAUUGUCAAUUUUGCAGCCAGGUACUGGAUUAUUCAAUACCCAUGUGACUUUAGAAGAUGUGAAUAAAGCUAUCAAAGAGCAAAUGAGCACUGAAAGUGAGCUCACGGCGGAGAGCAAAAUGGAGGUUAUUGGGGAGGGUAAUGGCUUCUCCUCUUGCGUGAUCCUAAUCACCUGUCACUGGACCAUUCCCUCGUCCCAUCUUCCCAAGAAGCUAAUUCUGAAAAUCGUUUCAUUCGUUCAUGUGCAGGGCCUUCUGAAUAAGUCCAAUGAAGAAGGGAAUUCAGUAAUGUCGCCGGAAGAAGAAGCCCAUGUGCAUGCACAUUUCGAGAAGUCCUGUCAAAAAGGGCAUAACUUGGAAGUAGAGUUCUGCGAAGCUUUCGGACAUUUGGAGGGGCUUCUCCUUCCCAAAGUAUUCUUCUCGCAGAAAUUCGAGGAGGACAACCCGAAUAAGGGAUUUGUUGGAAUGGAGUUCGUUGAAGGUUCAGUCGUCCGGCACUGUUAUGAAAAUGUUACUGUAGAUGAGCUCCAGCCAAUUUUGAAGGCUCUUGCAAGGCUCCAGGCGUUGAGUUUGAGCACCGAAAGCUGCAGAAAUUUAGAUAAUGGAGAAGCCUUUGAAGAGAGUUUAAUGGAUAUGUUGUCCGAAGAUGGCCUGAAAGGGAUUUUCGAUCAAAGCCGGAAUAUUGACCAGAAAUUGAGUGAAAAAGUUGAACGGAUUGAGCAGAACCACAAGGAGAUUCUGAAUUUGGAGACUGUUCUCAAUUUGAAUAAAGUUGUAGGAAUCGACCAAAAAGUUAUCUGCCAUGGAGAUUUAUGGGCUGCCAAUAUUUUGUGGACCCAGACGGAUGGAGGUUUUAUUGCCGACAAAGUUUUGGAUUAUCAGGAAUCUCACAUGGGAAAUCCAGCUGAAGAUUUGGUGCGUCUCCUCGUCUCAACUAUUUCCGGAGCCGACCGUCAAUCUCACUGGGAGCACAUUUUGGAGCAAUUUUACACUUAUUUCACGGACGAGAUAGGCUCCAACAAUGCUCCAUACACUCUUGAACAGCUCAAGACCUCUUUCAAACUGUAUUUCCCAGUUGGAGCAUUGACACUGAUCUCCUUGUUCGGGCCGGCUGUUGACAUGAAAUUGCAGGGAAUGGAGUCUGGAAAAGCUGAAAAUUACAGACGGAUUGUCAUCGAAAAAGUGGAUUGUCUGUUGGAUGAUGUGCUCAAUUUUCAUGAUUUCAACAAGAAGUUCACUGGAAAAAAUUAAAAAUUUUUGCUUGAUAUAGUCAUUUACUAUAUAUAAAGCGCUUAUUCCGUU
Messenger RNA from Caenorhabditis elegans, 1320 nucleotides. It is a transcript of the gene F59B1.8, whose product is annotated as CHK kinase-like domain-containing protein. The record is from RefSeq and is marked reviewed. The coding region runs from base 7 to 1269 and encodes 420 amino acids. Lineage: Eukaryota; Metazoa; Nematoda; Chromadorea; Rhabditida; Rhabditidae. The transcript has 5 exons.